This is a messenger RNA of Lagopus muta (rock ptarmigan), 8920 nucleotides long. RefSeq names its product huntingtin interacting protein 1 related (gene HIP1R). Gene Ontology annotation, molecular function: phosphatidylinositol-3,4-bisphosphate binding; clathrin-cargo adaptor activity; clathrin light chain binding. The transcript is spliced from 32 exons. Gene Ontology annotation, cellular component: actin cortical patch; clathrin-coated vesicle. Lineage: Eukaryota; Metazoa; Chordata; Aves; Galliformes; Phasianidae. Gene Ontology annotation, biological process: actin filament organization; endocytosis; clathrin coat assembly. The coding region runs from base 1658 to 4855 and encodes 1065 amino acids. The record is from RefSeq and is a predicted model, not a curated record.
GCGAUGCGGCCAUUUCUAGCGGUUGAUCAUUUUUCCUUUAGAGAAAGAUUGAGUCGGGGAGAGCUGAUGAGCCACACAAAGGAGGACAGCAACAGGAAAACGGGCAGCAAAGCGUGUGCCACUGCUCGUGAGCUGUGAGUCAGGAGGUGGCCAAGGGCACAAAGAUCACUCACUUGCAAAGCAAACCAGAAAGAUUUUGGUUCUGUAACACACGAGUGUUGUCCCUGAGGUCAUCGUCCGACUGUGCUGUGCUUUGCUUACCUUCUUCUCUUUCUGUUUUCUGGUGAGUCUGCAGGGUGAAAAUGUAUAGGAAAAGGACAUAGAUGUGAUUGCUUAAUGUAUCUUAGAGGAAAUGUUCCUGUCUUUCCAUGCAGAUCUUUAACUUUCUGGAGGAAAUGAAGACAUUUCCACUACAGAAUUAGUUCUGAACUUUCUUGAACAAAAAGGUCAAAUAAGUAAAAACAGUGCUUUUGCUGCACCUUUCUUCACGUUUCACAUGCUGCCCAGCACACUGCUUUCCAUGGAUGGUUUCCUUUGGCUGUUCCCCCCAGAACCACAAGCUCAGGGCACCUCUGCCCCUGUGUUUUUGCUGGGGGUGCAGCUGAGCUCUCACCCUAUCUGCUGCCUUGAAUUAAUUGCAGUGAAAUACAACACUUGCACCAUGGUUUCUCCUUGUUAACUCUUUCACGUGUUCUUCCACUUCCUCUUUAAUUGCCUCAUUGCCAGCCUGCUUUCCAUCCUCUGUGACUGGCCUCAAAAUGAGCGGAACUGUUUUGAUCACGACUGCUGUUGGCCUCUGAGCAUCACACUCUGCUUCUCUGUUCCUUUUUCAGGACACAAAGGCUAUUUCCCACACGUUAAUAACCUGCAGAGAACAUUUCCAGGCUCCGUCCCCACAGUUUGAUGCUGUGGGCAUGGCAGGUCUCCCAGGAGCAGUCCUUGGUGUCAGCACAGAGCUCACCUGCAGCCACCCCACUGCCAUCACCAAGCUAAACCAGCACAGCAGCGCCUGGAGAAACUCAUGCAGGCUGUGCUUUCUGCUUUAAGUUGCUCGGUGGCACCCCUGACCCCCUGUGAAUUCACAGUGGCGUUUGGAUGGGGGUGGAAGACUGAGCUCAGGUGCUGCCCUGGGUUCACAUUGCUGCAUUUGGGGCCGAGUUUGUGCCCACAGAAGGCAGAACUCCUCCUGGCUCUGCUCAGAGCUGCUUCUGGCACGUGGGGGGCUUUGAAGCUGGGAGGAGCGGAUCGUCGGGGUUAAUUUACUCUGUCAUUAAGUCACUUACAACCCACGUGUGCGCGGAAACUCCAGCUGCGUCGAGCUGCACCGCCUGAUUUCUGGAAGCAUUACAAACCCUCCAGGGAAUCACUUUGCUAUUGUGCCCUCCUCUUGAGUUAUUGUUGGAGAAAACAAAGCUGCCGUUCAGCUCACCGCGGGGUGGGCGUGCUGCUGCCAGCGAAGGCCGACAGGAGCGGACAGCCCACAGGAGCCGCGGGUCCCUCCGCUGCCGCGGGCGGAUGGAGCCGUCCCGAACCUGCAGGGACGGGCGCUGACACCGGGGGGCGCUGCGGCGCGCGGCCGGGAGGAGCUGCGGGCGGCGCCGGAGCGCUCGGUGCCCGGUGUGCGCGGUGCGUGCUGCGCCGUGUGCGCUGCGCAGCCAUGAACAGCAUCAAGAGCGUUCCCGCACGGGUGCUGAGCCGGCGGGCCGGACACAGCCUGGAGGCGGAGAGGGAGCAGUUCGAUAAGAACCAGGCCAUCAGCAUCAGCAAAGCCAUCAACACACAGGAGGCGCCGGUGAAGGAGAAGCAUGCACGCCGGAUCAUUCUGGGGACGCACCACGAGAAGGGCGCCUUCACCUUUUGGUCCUACGCCAUCGGGCUGCCCCUGCCCAGCAGCUCCAUCCUCAGCUGGAAGUUCUGCCAUGUCCUGCACAAAGUCCUGCGUGACGGCCACCCCAAUGUCCUGCAGGACUGCCAGCGGUACCGCAGCAACAUCCGUGAGGUGGGAGACCUGUGGGGCCACUUGCACGACCGCUACGGGCAGCUGGUGAGCAUCUACACACGGCUGCUCCUCACCAAGAUCUCCUUCCAUGCCAAGCACCCCGAGUUCCCCGCAGGCCUUGAGGUCUCAGAUGAGGUCCUAGAAAAGACAGCAGGCACGGACGUGAAUAACAUCUUCCAGCUGACAGUGGAGCUCUUCGACUACCUGGACUGUGAGCUGAAGCUGUCAGAAUCAGUUUUCCGGCAGCUCAACACCUCCAUGGCAGUGUCACAGAUGUCAGCGGUGCAGUGCCGCCUGGCACCCCUCAUCCAGGUCAUCCAGGACUGCAGCCACCUCUACCACUACGCCGUCAAGCUCAUGUUCAAGCUGCACUCCUGUCUACCGGCUGACACGCUGCAGGGCCACCGAGACCGCUUCCACGAGCAGUUCCGCAGCCUCAAAAACUUCUUUAAGAAGGCCUCUGACAUGCUGUAUUUCAAGCGGCUCAUCCAGAUCCCCCGGCUGCCUGAGAGCCCCCCAAACUUCUUGCGGGCUUCGGCACUGGCGGAGCAUGUGAAGCCGGUGGUCGUUAUCCCUGAGGAGGCCCCUGAAGAUGAGGAGCCAGAGAACCUCAUUGAGAUCAGCACAGCCUCCACCACAGAGCCACAGGUCACCUCAGAUAUUUUUGAGCAUACCUUUGGGCCGCCCAACGGCAUUCGGGAUGACAGGGACGCACAGAUUGAGAGCCUGACAAGGGAGGUGGACACACUCCGUGCUGAGAUGGAGAAGAUCAAGCUGGAGGCACAGCGCUACAUCACACAGCUCAAGGCACAGGUGAACAGCCUGGAGGGAGAAGUGGAGGAGCAGCGCAAGCAGAAGCAGAAGGCUCUGGUGGACAACGAGCAGCUCCGGGAUGAGCUGGAGAGGCUGCAGCAGGCAAAGCAGGACAGCGAGCGGUCGCUGCGGCUCUGCGCCGAGGCAGAAAAGAAAGCCAGUGCCACUGAGAUCCGCUACACGAAGCUGAAGGAGAAGCACAGUGAACUCAUCAAUACUCACGCUGAGCUCCUGAGGAAGAACGCCGACACAGCCAAGCAGCUGACGGUGACGCAGCAGAGCCAGGAGGAGGUGGCACGUGUCAAGGAGCAGCUGGCGUUUCAGGUUGAGCAAGUCAAGCGGGAAGCAGAGCUGAAGCUGGAGGACCAGAGCGUGCAGAUGGAGCAGCUGCGGCAGGAGCUGGAGGCGCGGCGGGAUGAGCUGGACCAGGCCCAGCGCUCGCUUGGCCACGCCAAGCAGGCAGGCACGGAGCUCAGCGCCCAGCUGGAGACCCUGCAGGCUGAGAAGGAGCAGCUGAGGCGGUCGAUGAGUGAGAAGGAGUGCGAGCUGCUCUCAGUGCACAGCCUCGUCCAGGAGAAGGAGCUGCAGCUGAGCCAGGAGGCUGACAAGGCCUCCAAGGAGAUCUGUGAGCUGCAGGGCAGGCUGCUGGAGAAGUGCAAUCAGGAGCAGAGCCUGCAGCAGAAGCUGCUGGAUGAGCAGUUCAGUAUCCUGCAGGAGACAGUACAGGAAGCUGAGGGCAUCCUCCGUGAUGCGGUGGCAAAGCUGGAUGACCCACUGCACGUCCGUUGCACCAGCUCCCCAGAUUACUUGCUCAGCCGGGCAGAGGCAGCACUGGAGUCCACAGACGCCCUGGAGAGCGGGCACGCGCAGUACGUGGCCUCCAUGGCAGAUGCUGCAGCACUGGUGGGUGCCCUGGCCCUCUUUGCUCACCUGACAGCCGACACCAUCGUGAAUGGCAGUGCCACAUCCCACCUGGCUCCCACUGACCACGCUGACCGACUGACAGAGACGUGCCGCGACUGCGGGCAGCGCAGCCUGGACUACCUGGGCAAGCUGAAGGACAAGCAGACAUUGGGAUGUGCUGAGCUGGGGGAUGUGCGACAGGCGCUGCGGGGUGUCCUGGGGCUGGCCCAGGAGCUGAGGCCGAAAAGCUUGGACAUCAAGCAGGAGGAACUGGGGGACAUGGUUGAGAAGGAGAUGGCUUCCACCUCUGCGGCAAUUGAAGACGCUGUCAGACGAAUAGAGGACAUGAUGAGCCGGGCCAGGAACGAAAGCUCCGGCAUCAAACUUGAAGUGAAUGAGCGGAUUCUGAACUCCUGCACAGACUUAAUGAAGGCUAUUAGGCUUCUUGUAAUGACGUCAACGAACUUACAGAAGGAGAUUGUGGAGAGUGGUCGGGGGGCAGCAACAACUCAGGAGUUUUAUGCCAAGAACUCUCGCUGGACCGAAGGGCUGAUCUCUGCCUCCAAGGCCGUGGGCUGGGGAGCCACACAGCUUGUGGAGUCGGCAGACAGAGUUGUCUUGCAGACAGGCAAAUAUGAAGAGCUGAUUGUCUGCUCCCAUGAAAUCGCUGCCAGCACGGCCCAGCUGGUGGCUGCCUCCAAGGUGAAAGCAGAGAAGAGCAGCAGGAACUUGGGCAAGCUGCAGGAGUGCUCCCGCAACGUCAACGAGAUGGCAGCCAAUGUGGUGGCCUCCACCAGGUCGGGGCAGGAGCAGAUUGAGGAUAAAGACACCAUGGACUUUUCGGGCAUGUCCCUCAUCAAGCUGAAGAAGGAAGAAAUGGAGACGCAGGUGAAGGUGCUGGAGCUGGAGAAGCGCCUGGAAGGCGAGCGGGUGCGCCUGGGCGAGCUGAGGAAGCAGCACUACGCCUUGGCUGGGCCCUACGAUGCGGUGGAGGAUGGGGAGGCACGGCCAGCACCAGCCCCCAGGAGAGGCAUCCUCAAAAAGCCGGCCCUCGCCCAGAAGCCCGGCCACAUCCCAGGGCCAGGCGGGGAGCCCGAGCGAGAUGCCAGCCUGCACCGCACACACGCCGUCAACUUCUAGCAGGACGGAGGGGCCAGGCCUGCGCCAUCAGAGCUCUUACAUCUGUGUUUUAAACAGAUCGCCUUGCCUUGGCGUGCCUUCAUGCGUGGGGGUCUCCUCCUCACCCGGCCUGAGAAACUGGAAUUAUUAUUUUUCUUUUUUUUUUUUUCCAGCCAAAAACUUAUUUUGUUUGUUUUUCCCAUCAGUUCCUCUCCAUGGAGCAGCUGGGCUCCCAGGCCCCACGGGCUGCCAGCCCCGCACUUCGUUUGGUUUAAUUUAAUUUAGGACUUAUUUGGGUUGAUUUAUUUUAUUUUAUCAGCACUAGACGCCUUCAGUAAAUGUAGCUCUCCUGUACUGCUCAGACCCUUUUGAAGAAUGUGAGGUGUUUUUGAAGUAGGAAACUGUUGGGCUUUUCUUGCACCUGUAUUUUUUUUUUUAACUUCCCCUUCAGGAAUAUUUUGACCUUGUUUUGGUGUGGGAUCAGCUCUCAGCAAAGAGGGGAACGUCUCUUUUACUGGGCUUUCAGAAGGGAGAAAGCAGUUCCUGGCACACACUGGCAAUAAGGAUACAAGCAUCUUUUUAUUUCCUUUUCUAUUUUUUAUUACUACAGCAACACCAGAGGAGCAGUUGCAUUAUGUUUUAUAUUUAAGAUAAUUAGCAGAAUUAAAUCUAAAUGUGGCCUGCAGGAGCUCAGGUCCAUUACAUGUGGUGAAUUCUGCAGCAAUAACGAAACCAAUGUGAGGAGACGUGAGGGCACAGGAAACACAGCUGGCUUAUCUUCUCUUCGAACUGCUACUGGAUGUAGAUUAUUAAAGCAGCAAUAUUUAAACUGUGUGCAGUGCUCUGUCAGCAGCAGGGUUGGCACUAACAGCCAGUUAACUGGGGAGAGCGGGUCACUGCUGGGAGCCAAGGGUGAGUGGAAUUGUGGCAUGGCAGGGGUUUGAAGAGACUGCUAGGAGCACCAACCCCCACCCCCCAUUGACCCCAUCCCUCAGUGCCACAUCCCUAUGGCUCCUGAGCACCCCCAGGGAUGGUGGCCCCACCAACUGGUCAUCCCCACACCUGGAAAUACUAACUAAUACACAUCUCUACACAGAAGGAUGCCUGAGAGAAGGUGAGCACAGUGAGCAAGGUAGGGGGAGGGUCCUUCAAUAAUAGUAAUAAUAUACAGAAUCAACAUUUCUAUCCCGUUCCUUGCAAUACUGUCUUACAAUCAUGAUUCAGGCACGCUAAAUUAAAACCAACAAAAGCCCCUACAGCUCAGUUCAUGUGAUUAACAAAAGGCUGUAAAGCUGUUGGUUACAAUUAUGAGUUGUUCUAUCUAAAGAAAGAAGCAGUUCCAAGGCAUUUUGUUAUUGAUUUUCGGCCCUAUCAGCCUCCUGGUGAGUCAGGCCUUCCCAGUUCUGCACCACAAACCACAUGAUGGGGCUAUGAGCAGCCAUUGGGUGCCACACACACAGCAGCUCAGCACUGCUUGGUUUCGUUUCUGAAACCUCUGCCCACAAGGAAAUGCUUCCUGCAGCAGUUUCUUCUCUAUUUAUAGGUGGUGAUAAAGGUGUGUUUGCUGAGAGGCUGAUGUCAUGCUGACCUCUCAUGGUAGUACAUUUCAUCAUGGAAACAUUGAUUAGCCAAGAAUGCAAAGUUCUUAAAAUGUCAGGCCCAUCAGUCUAGCCGUAGCUCCACUUAGAGGUUAAAGAACUCAAAGUAUGGUAAAAGGACUUUAAAACAGUGCUGAGGGUGAAUGGGAUUUUGAUCAAUGCUGCUGGUUCAUUCUUACUUACUGAAAGCAAUACUUAGGCUGCACUUAAAGUAACCCAUGCAGGCACAUACAGCCUCAGAGAGUAACAGUGAAACCAAGCCCCAAAGGUCACUUAGAGCAUCACCUAUGUUCUAAAGUAAUUUCCUAUCAAAUUAAGCUUGCUGUUAGUGUUAUGAAUUCCUCAAUUCCAACAUUUUUAGUAAAGUAUUUAGUAUUUGCAGCAGCCAUUAAGAAAAACAACAAACCACAGUGUGAACUGUACACAAAGCUGUGUUCUGAGACUCCACAAGAAUCCUGCUGUACAGGAUCAAAUUUGGUAAUGACUUUUAAAUGCCAGUAUUGUACCUGUGGAACGAGGGAGAUACUUAGAGCUGUGUACCUGCAACAAAGACAGUGGAAAAUCACCAAAAGAAAGAUGUGAAAUAUUACAUUUCCUCCCUUCUGCUGAGGUUGGUUCUGUACAACAUUUUGUUGUACGGGUUUUGCCUGAAGCAGUUUUCCAGCAGCCUCAUCCUAGAGCCUUCCUCCCUCUGCAUGCACCACUGGGGCUGCAGCCAACCCCUCGUAACCACAAAUUGCUUUGGACACGAGCACAGAGCAGCUCGAGUUCAGUGCCACUGAGAGUGGAGUUUAAAAAACACCCAUCUCUGAUCACUGGCAAGAAAAAGGGGCACUGAAAUUAAGCACACCAAUAGGAAGCACUGCUCUAGGAGGCCAGGUGAAAGGCGGCUUUGUGAAAACGUGAGCAGAGGGAAAGGGGCAAACCUGCGAAAGCCCUGUGUCAGGGUUGAUUAAUAGGCAGGCAGGGAUUGCAAGUGCUACAGAAGGGUGUGGGUGGGCUUGGACAGCACCCAAAUCCACCUUUCAAAGAGAAGGGAGGACACAAGAUGCAAAGUGCUGCCAUGUACCCAACACCGCACAGCUUGCGCAUCUGUGCCAUUCCGUUCAGUUACCUGUGACACAGCCGGGUGCCUCCAGCAUCACAGCUGUGUGACUUCUCCUCUGGGGAAGCAACGGUCCCACCUGAAGCCCUGCCUCAGCACAGGCACUUCCUGAAGCUCAGGGUGCACCUCUGCCCCACAGCACAGGGGCUGCAGUGAAUUCUUUCAAGAGCUGUGAAGGAGCUGCAGCUUUUAUAUAACAGCACCUCCUCCCCUCGCCCACCCGGCUGAGUCAGCACGGUUUGCUCUAUCUGCUGUUUGCUAUUUCGGCGUUAGCAGAAGGUUAGCGCGGCUCCGCAGCCACCACAAAUGGAACACAGCAAGAAAAGCAUUUUUAAAGGGAUUUUCUUCCAUCUAUUAACAUCAGUUCUUCUCCAGGAGGGCUUCUAUUUUACACCGCUAUUCAAGGGACAGAUAUUACAUCAUGUUCUUUCUGCCAUCUGACUCAUACUCCUAAAUAACUUUGGUUGACUCAUUUCUCCUAACUUGACUUGGCUGAAUUCUUUUUCCUCCACUAACAAAAGAAAAGCAGGCUUCCCCCUUUUCCCAGAGCAAGAAUUUAGAUGCUUCCAUUCUAGGUAAUGGUGGGAAACAAAAACAGACUCCAACUUUGCUAUGACUGAUAUGCACAGAGUCUGAGUAGAGCUGCCCGUUAUCAGUGGCACACCAAGUGGACUCAUCAUAACCAGCUGAUGAGAACAUGAGCAAUGGCUUUGUUAUGAAGUUAUUUUCCUGCUAAUUUAAGUUCCGCAUUCACCUACUACUGUUACCUUGCUAAAACACAUCAUUAGCAUUGAAAAACACCAGUCUACAUGAUUAAAUGAAGCCACAAUGGAGCGUGGCACCAAGAGAGAUACGAUGUUUUAUUUAAAAUCAGACCACAGUAGAUUACAGAAAGACAUUAUGCAAACAAAUCCACUGUACAUUUCACAACUCGCCAGGCAUACAAAACUGCCCCUUUAUUUGACUGUCCAGGAUUACACAGAGGAACCGUUCAGGUGCAGGACAACUCUGCCUCCUCUGAGCUCAGCAUUUGCCAAGUAGCUCCCAACUGUCUGUGUGAGCUCUACUUCAUUCCAGUUUGAGGGGGCAAAGAAGUCCAAAAGAGGCAGAGGCUGAGGUUGUGGAGAUGGGGGCACUCAGCCACCCAUGAGUGACUGUGCCCAGGGCCCUGCCUCCUGGAACCACACAGCUCUUAUCCUAAACGGUCCCUCAGGGUCAGUGGCACAAAAACGACCCACGUGGAGCAGCUCAGUGCAACCCAGCCUCCAAGGGACAGCGCAGAAGUGCAGAGAACUCAUCCUGGAGUUUGAGCCCUUCAAUGCUGAUCAUUGUUCAAAAAAACCCCAAAACAUCCCCCCACCCCCCCCCCCCCAAAAAAAACAA